UAAGUCAAUGUAAAAAAAAAAACACAUACACAUAAAAAAAUAACGACAAAAAAAAAAAGUGUCCCGUCAAGUAAUGUGAAACUAAGAGAGCCAGUUCUCGAUAGUGCAAUUCUAAUAAAAUAAAAAAAAUAAGUGUCAGGUGUAUUAUUAUAAUUGUCAUGUUAAUUAAAAUAAAAAUGAGUUUAUUAAGUUAAAUGUGUUCAAGUGUAUCAUUGACCUGUAAUCAUAAUCAUAACAAAACUUAUUUUGUCAAAGUCAAGCUCCAACAAUUGUCAAAAAAAAAACAAAGAAAAAUAAAUAAUACAAAUCAACAAAUAAAUUAAUUGUCAUAACAAGUAAACAAAUAACUCAAUAUGAAUUAAACAAAAAAAUAAAAUAAUAUAUAGUCAAAAUAAUAUAUGUAUACAUAUACCCACACAGAUAAGAUAGAAUGACGAUGUCUCUAGUUUCACAGUGAUUCAUGAUAUAUUUUUCAUCAUCAUCAUCUCAAUGAGAGAAAAAUAAAUUAACAAGAAGAAAAUAAAAUUAUUAUAAAUUAUAUAAAACUAAUGAGACAAAAGUUGAGAUUAUUUAAAUUUUUAAUUGACAAAUAAAUAUAUAAAAAUAUAUUUAAAAAAUAGAGUAAAAUAAUAACAACAAAUAGAUAUUAAAGCUACAAAAUAAAAAAAAGAAAAAGAAGAAUAAUAUUGUGAUGGAAAGAUGUUGAUUGUUUAUAACAAUAAUUGGCAUGGGUUCACAAUCAUUGGAAAUAUUGAGACAGGGUAUUUGGGCGAGUUUGACAGGAGGCUGGUUUUACGAUCCUCAUCUAGAUUCAUUUUCAAAUGUAUUUCAUCUAUAUGUUUGGCUCUUUCUACUUUGUUUACCAUUCACAAUAUACGUGUUUUUUCCACCAACUUUUUACGUAUGGCUUACUUAUUGUGCAUCAAUUGGUACGUUAUUUGGUACAAUAAAAUUUAUAAAUCAUGCAUUACACAAUGUUUACGAUACAAACGAAUGUGUGGAGGAACCAGGACCAUGUGUUUGUCAAAAAAAAUCAGAAAGCGAAAAACGAGUUACACGUAGUAAAUGUCAUGAUAGAUGCCAGGAUCAAGUUGAUCUUGGUAUUGAAUUACAAGUUUUAAAUGGAAAAACAGAUACACCACCAGUUGAAUGUUCAUCAAGAAAUUCAUAUAUUGAACAAAAUUUACCAAAUGGUGAUGGUGAUAGUAUAACAUCUGAUUAUCAUCGUGAUAAACAAAAUUCAACAAUUGAUUUAAAAGUUGAAAUACAUAGAAAAAAUAGUUCUGAAAGUUCUGAAGAAACUCAACAAUUAAAUAAACCAACAAUAUUAAAUAUAAAUAAUGAAAAUGAUAAUAAUAAUGAGUUAGUAUCAUCAUCAUCACAAGAACAUGAACCAAGACUGAGAAAUAAAAUGAAUGAAUGGCGUUUAAAACGUCAAAAAUGUGUUGUUAUUGCUGAAGAAGAUAGAGCUGUAUCAAGAAAAUUAUGUAGACAUGCAUCUGAAGAUUCACAAAGUCGUCAUACAAAACAAGGUACACUUGGUAAAACUGGAUCAGAAAGUAGAAUAAAACAAACAAGUUCACUUGAGCUUGAACAACACAAUGAAGAUUAUCCAUAUUGGAAAUCAAAUCAAAGUGUUAGAAGAUUAACAUCAAAUUCAAAUCCAAUGGAUAAUAAUUUAACAACUGAUCAUCCACAAAGUUUAGAAGUUAUUUCAAAAAAAAGUGAUAUGAAUAAAAUUAAAAUGCCAACACAUCCACAAUCACUUGAAGUUAUUGCUAAAAAACUUCAUCAACAACUUGUACAUCCACAAAGUUUAGAAACAAUUGGUGCAACAAAUAAAAAUACAAAUUCAUCUGAUGACAAUAAUUUACCAUUAUAUCCACAAAGUUUAGAAACAAUUAAUACUAAAAAAUCAUUACCACAAAAUACAUUAAAACGUAAUCAAUUACAAUUACUUCCAUAUUUAAGUUAUGGCUCAGAAAUUGUACAUCCAAUUGCUGAACAAAGUGAUGAACAAUUUACGAAUGAUAAUGCUGGUGGUUUUAAUUUACGUAGUUCAUAUAGUCCAUUAUUAAAUAUUAAAAAAAUUGGUGGUGAUAAUGGUGCAUGUUCAAGUCGUGAUAGAAGUCUAAGUACUGGUGGUUUUGAAGAAAGAUUUUCAAGUUUUAAUGGCGAAAUUAUUAUUGAUGGUGAUUCAGUAAAUUCACGUGAAGCACUUAUUGAUGGUAGUAAACAAAAUUAUAAAAGACGUUUUAGUAAUGCAAGUCAAAGUAGCCAUGAAUUGUCUGAUAAUGAUAGACGAAAAGAUACACAAGAUACACAUUCUUGUAAAUUAGAUGAUCCAAUUAAUUCUGGAAGUAUUGUUGGUAUUGAUUGGCUUUUUAAAAAUAGUGAUUAUGGUGUUGAACCUUGGGCAAAUAAAAUAAUUUGGACAUUCAAUCGUUUUGAUGAUACUGACACAUCAGAGAGUCUACAAACACCUAGUACCGAUUAUUUUCAUGGAAAAGAACCAGAUUCUGGUUCAUCAAGUACAACAACAUUAAGUAUUGACAACGAAGUUAAACGUACCCUUCUUCCUCAACCAAUAGUGUCUGAUACAAAACGUAAUCAAGGUGCAAUACCUAAACAAAACCGUCCAAAAAUAAGUAAUGAUAAUUUGCACGAUACGCAAUCAUCAAUUAUCAAUGAACCAUCAUCAUUAAUAACGACAACAACCACAACAAUACCAACAACACCAACAGCAACAGCAACAUCAACAGUAUCAUCAGUACCACCAAUAACAUCAACAACACGUUCAACAAAAGUUCGUCGUUUAUCAGAAACACGUAGAAAUCAUAACCGUACAAAAGAACAAAAUUAUCAAAAACCAAAUAAUAAUAAUAGUAGUAAUAAUAGUAAUAAUAAUGAAUUAAGUAUAUUAUUAUCAAAACCAGUACCACCAUUAUUAGAAUCGCUAAUUAAAUCAGAUAAUCAAGCAUCAAGUAGUAAUAAUGGUAUGUCAAUUGAUACUGUUGCACCAGGACGUAUACCAGUACAAAAUUUAUCACGUCGUAAUCGUCAAAGAAGAUUAAAACGUCAUCAUAGACCACAUCGUGGUCCACGACAUCAACAGCGUGAUGAUAAUUUUGCACCAAUUGCAGCAUUAGUUGGUUUAAUGACAAAUGGUGAAUGUCAUCUUGCAACAAAUCAUAAUGAUACAAGUGAAGGUGCUGUACAUUGUUUUCGUGAUGAUAAUGGACAUUUAUUUGCUUAUACAUUUGAUGAAAAAGGUUCUGGUAUUGCAACAACAACACCAAUACCAAUUGGUAAUAAUGAUAAAUUAAUUAAUAAAUUAUUACGUCAACAAAUUAAUCAUAAUAAUCAUCAAUAUGAUGGUAAUUGGGAUAUUGGUGAAUCAUUAAAUAAUAGUUAUAGUAGUUUAUCACUUAAUUCAGCUGGUUUAACUGUUAUUAUUGAUACACCACCACCAUCAACAGCAUCAGCAACAGCAGUACAAUUACAACCACAAUUACAACUACAACAAUCAGUUGAAUCAAGUCCUGGUAAUAAUAACAACAACAACAACAACAAUAAUACCAAUAUUAAUAUAGCAAAAUUACAAUCGCCAAAUAUAGUGCCAGGAAAUAAUAAUAAUAAUAAUAAUAAUAAUAACAACAAUAAUAGCUAUAAUGGAUUACAUUUUACACAAGGUGUUAUGCUUGAACCAGAAUUUUUUCGUAUGAUUACUGAAAGAUAUACUGGUAAUCGUAAUUUAAUUGGUAAUAUUAAUAAUCAACAAUUAAAUACAUUACCAAUAAGUGGUUUACCAGUACAAUCACAUCAAGAUACUGAUAUUAAUACAAGUUUAUCAUGGAAUCGUUUUAUUGAUGGUCUAGAUGGACAAAAUGAUAUUAAACUAAAACAAACACGUCAUUAUUAUAAUUGGAAAAUAUUAAAUAAAUUACCAACAAUAAAAUUGCGUUUUGAUAGAUUAUCAUUAUUAGCAUUACUUGAUAAAAAUUUAACAAUAAUUGAAACAAUAAUAUCAAUAAUAUUGGCAUUAUUUGUUGGUGGUUUGGGACUUAAAUUAUUACAAGAAGGUUUUUAUCGUGAUAUAUAUGCAUUUUUUUUUUGUUUUGUAACUGCUGGAUGUCAAUAUUCAUUAUUAAAAUCAGUACAACCAGAUUCAGCAUCACCAACACAUGGUUUUAAUAGAAUUAUUGUAUUUUCACGUCCAUUUUAUUAUAUUAUUGUAUCAAGUAUUAUUAUAAUACUUAAUGAAACAUCAAAAAAUUUUAAAAAUUCAGAAUUUAAAGUUUAUGGUUUUCGUAUUAGUGAUUAUGAUACAAUAAUACAAACACGUAAUAUAUUUUUAAUAUUUUUAUUAUCAUUUCCAAUAUUAUUUUCACUUGGUUUAUUUCCACAAAUAAAUACAUUUAUAAUGUAUAUAUUUGAACAUUUUGAUAUACAUUUAUUUGGUGGUACAGCAACAACUGGUUUAGUAUCAUCAAUAUAUUGUAUAUCACGAAGUUUAUUAACUGUUGCAUUAUUAUUUGCAUUUGCAUAUGGUGCAUUAACAGAACCAAAAUCAUCACAACAUAUAUUAUUUUCAAUAUUUGCUGGUUUAUUAGUUGCUGUAUCAUAUCAUUUGAGUCGUUCAUCAUCUGAUCCAAGUGUCAUAUGGGAUAUUGUUAAAAGAAAUUUAUUACAAGUUGAUGAUUUAAAAAUUGAAGAAUCUGAAGCUAAAAUUAUUGAAAAUACAUCAAAAAAAGAUGCUGCAAUACCAUCAACAACAAUUUAUACAAAAGAUCAUCAUAAAAUACGACAAAAUAAUAAUAAUAAUAAUAAUAAUAAUAAUAAUAAUAAUAAUAACAAUAACAAUUCAAGAAAAAAAGAUGUUAAAAUUAAAGUUGGUGAACAAUUAUCUGAUACUGAAUUAAUUGAUCCAUUACCAAAUAAAUUACGUUCAACAGUUAAAGCACGAUUAAAAAAUGACAUAAUUGUUUGUUGUUUAAUUGGUGUAUUAUCAUUUAUAAUACAUUUUUCAACAUUAUUAACAAUACUACAGCCAGAAUUAAAUUUAGUACUAUGGGGUAUUGUUAGUUGUUUAGGUUUUAUAUUACAUUAUAUUGUACCACAAUUACGUAAACAAUUACCAUGGCUUUGUUUAGCAAGACCAGUACUACGAUCAAAUGAAUAUGCAUUAUUUGAAGUACGUGAACCAGUUAAAAUAAUGUGGUAUGAAAGAGUAUAUGUUUGUUUAUGUUUUAUUGAACGUAAUAUAUUAUAUCCAAUAGUAUUUUUAACAGCAUUAACUGAUUGUUCAUCAAAAAUAAUAAUGAAAUAUGGUGAUGGUAUUGGUGCAUUAAUAAUUGUAAUAUGUGGAUUAAAAAGUAUACGUUCAUCAUAUGCUGAUUCAUCAUCACGUUAUUUAAUAUUGAUAUUUUCAGUAUUAUUUUUUAAUUAUGAUUUAAAAGAUAAAAAUAUUAGUGAAACAUUUCUUGUUGAUUAUUUUAUAACAAGUAUAUUAUUUACAAAAAUAUAUGAAUUAUUAUUAAAAAUACGUUUUGUUGUAACGUAUAUUGCACCAUGGCAAGUUACUUGGGGUAGUGCAUUUCAUGCAUUUGCACAACCAUUUUCAGUGCCACAUUCAGCAAUGUUAUUUUUACAAACAAUAAUAUCAGCAAUAUUUAGUACACCCCUAAAUCCAUUAUUAGGAAGUGCAAUAUUUAUAUGUUCAUAUGUUAGACCAGUAAAAUUUUGGGAAAGAAAUUAUAAUACAAAAAGAGUUGAUCAUUCAAAUACAAGAAUGUCAUCACAUUUAGAACGUAAUCUUGGUGCUGAUGAUAAUAAUUUAAAUUCAAUUUUUUAUGAACAAUUAACACGUUCAUUACAACAUAGUUUAUAUGGUGAUUUAGCACUUGGUAGAUGGGGAAGUAUUGAACAAGGUGAUUGUUUUUUAUUAGCAUCUGAUUAUUUAAAUUGUCUUGUACAUAUUGUACAAUAUGGUAAUGGUCUUGUUACAUUUCAAUUACGUGGAUUAGAAUUUCGUGGUACAUAUUGUCAACAAAGAGAAGUUGAAGCAAUAUCAGAAAGUAUUGAAGAAAAUGAUAAUUGUUGUUGUUGUGAAAUGGGACAUUUUACAAAUGUAUUAAGUAUGAAUGCUGCAUUUGGACAAAGAUGGCUUGCAUGGGAAGUUGCUAGUUCAAAAUAUGUACUUGAAGGUUAUUCAAUAUCUGAUAAUUCAGCUGGUUCAAUGUUACAAGUAUUUGAUUUUCGUAAAGUACUUGUAACAUAUUAUGUUAAAAGUAUUAUAUAUUAUGCAAUUAAAUCACAAAAAUUAAAAAAAUGGAUUGAUAAUAUUGAAAUUAAUGGAGCAUUAAAAUUAACAAUGGAUAAAAAUUUUGUUGAUUUAGAUCCAGUAUUUAAUAUGAAUAUUGAUGAAGAUUUUGAUUAUCGUGCAAGUGGUAUUACAAGAAGUAGUUUUUGUAAUGUGUAUCUUGAUUGGAUACAAUAUUGUUCAAUUAAAAAUGAUAAAUUAAUUGAUAGAACACGUGAUUCAUUUUUGGUAUCAUUAUGUUUAUCAUUGAGUUUAUUAGGUAGAAGAGUACUUGGUGCUGCAUCACAUAAUACAGUAUCAAGUGUUGAAUUUUUUCUUUAUGGUUUACAUGCAUUAUUUAAAGGUGAUUUUCGUAUAACAUCUAUACGUGAUGAAUGGGUAUUACAUGAUGUUGAUUUAUUAAAAUCAGUUGUUGCUAAAGGUGUUAGAAUGGCAUUAAAAUUACAUCAAGAUCAUUUUAUGAGUCCAGAACAAUAUGAAGAACCAUCAGCAUUAUUUGAAGCAAUUGAUAAUCAUGAUCGUCAUCUUGUUAUUAGUCAUGAAGCUGAUCCAUUAUGGAGAAAUGCUGUAUUAAGUGGUGCACCAAGUUUACUUGCAUUAAGACAUAUAUUAGAUGAUGGAAUUGAUGAAUAUAAAGUUAUUAUGUUAAAUAAAAGAUAUUUAAGCUUUAGAGUUAUUAAAAUGAAUCGUGAAUGUGUCAGAGGUUUAUGGGCUGGACAACAACAAGAAUUAAUAUAUUUAAGAAAUCGUAAUCCAGAAAGAGGAUCAAUACAAAAUGCUAAACAAGCACUGAGAAAUAUUAUAAAUAGUUCAUGUGAUCAACCAAUUGGUUAUCCAAUUUAUGUAUCACCAUUAACAACAAGUUAUGCUGAGACAAAUGAACAAUUGUGCUCAAUUGUUGGUGGACCAAUAAGUCUCAAUGCAAUUAAAUUAAAUAUAUUAAAAUUUUGGAGAAAAAUGAGAAGAAAAUGUGGACAAGGUUGUUCUUCUGGUGGUACUGCUUCUCAGGAUGAUGGUGGUUUUGGUACUGAUGGUGGUUAUGCCAUGACAACAUAUAAUAUUCAUUCAGGAUAUAGUCAAUCUGGACACAAUACAUCAGCAUCACAAUCAAUGGAUUCAGGUUGUCAAAUUGGUGGUUCAACUGGACGUGGUUCAUUGGGACGUGUUAAUACUGGUUCACUUGGUGGUAAUCGUGGUUCAUUAGCAUCAGUUGGUAAACCAACAAGUUCAACCUUAGCAAGUCUUGCUGGUUUACUUAGUAAUAAUGAUAUGAAAAUUGAGACAAAAUGUGAAACAAGUUUUACAAAUAAAACAGAUAAAGAUGAUAUAUCACAACGUGUUAGAAUAAUGGAUCCAAAUCAAGUAUAUGAUGCUAUUAAUCUUGGUCGUAGAAUUGAUGUUAUAUGGCCAGAUGAAAGAAUGCGAAUGAUGGGUGGUAGACUUGGCUGGCAACAUUGGAUACCAGAAAGAGGUAUGGAAGGCUGUGUUGUACAUAGAUGGAUACCAAAUCAUCGUGAUCCAAAUAAACGUUCACAUGUUGAUAAAGUUAUUUUAUUAGUUAAAAUUGAUGAUAAAUAUGUACCAAUUGCUGAACAAGGAGUUAGAGAUUUAGGUGCCGAAGUUUAAGUUUCUUGUGUGUGUUUGCCUGUGUGACACAAAGAUAUUUAAUAGAAGAACAAAAACAUUAUAUGACUAGAAUAUUUAACAUAAAAAAAAACAAAAUAAAAAGGCGUGUGAUGAUGAAUGCUGCUGUGAUUGAAAUAUUAAUUAAUUAAAAAAAAAAAUAAUAAAGCGGCGUUAUUCCUCUGUAACGAGAAUCACAUGUUUAACUUUUUAUUUUUUUUUAUUUCAUUAGCUGUGAUUCUCGCUCAUCUAUACCAAAACCAAUUGUUGUAUAUCGUGUAUUAUAAUGUGUAUAUGUUUAAACGUGAAUCUGUGACAAAGUCCGAUUAAUUCUGUUGUACAUAAAAAUAAACAAAAAAACAAGCGAAAUAUUCGUGAUUUAAGUUCAAAAAAUAAUAAUUAACAAAACUGUCAUUUUUUUUUUUAAUUAUUGACAAUUGAUUUAAAAAAAUAUUGUAAAUAUAUCAUUCAUGUUUUUCUACAAUUUUGUUAUCAUUUUUUUUUUUUUUCAUUAUUAAUUUAAGUAUUGUUUUUUUUAAAUUUAUGGAGAUUUAAAAACGAUAAAUAAAUGCUUGAUUUUUAAUUGAAUAAUUAUAAAUAAUUCAGUUGACAAAAUAUUCCAGUAAAAUGAGCAGAAUAUCUUCCUUAGAAAAAAAAAAUAAAAAAAUAAAAUUAAAAGACAUAUCAGUUUUAAAUAAAUUUGAUUUUUAUAUUGUUUUUUCCUAUUUGUUAAUUGUUAUUUUAUUUUUUUUCAUUAUGCCAAUAUUUGUGCAACUGCUCAAUCAUUGUCACUGUUUUAUUAAUUUUUUUUUUGUUUAUUAUUAUAAUAAUAAUAACAAUUGAUUUUAAAAUUCCAUUUUAAUAAUUAUUGACUAAAUAACAUGUUUGUUAUUUAAUAAAUAUAAUAUAUAGUUACUUACAAUUUAUCCAGGUAAAUUUUUACAAAAUAAUUAAAUAACCAGCGAAUCACAGCAUUGCCUUAUCAUGGUGUAUUGUUAAACACCUGACUGAUGAUGAAAAUUAAUUAAUCAUUUAACAAAUAAAUUAAUAAAAGAGAAAUAGCAAAUUAAUAAUACUUAGCUAGUCUUUUAAUUGCUGGCAAAUAAAACUGAUAUAAAAAUUAAUAAUAAAUAUUGUGUGUCGAGA
Molecule: messenger RNA, 9091 nt
Organism: Aphidius gifuensis
Lineage: Eukaryota; Metazoa; Arthropoda; Insecta; Hymenoptera; Braconidae
Gene: pcx
Product: pecanex-like protein 1
Exons: 8
Coding region: 728-7948 (2406 amino acids)
Biological process (GO): endoplasmic reticulum organization
Cellular component (GO): membrane; endoplasmic reticulum
Source: RefSeq, a predicted model, not a curated record